Molecule: messenger RNA, 975 nt
Organism: Prunus avium (sweet cherry)
Lineage: Eukaryota; Viridiplantae; Streptophyta; Magnoliopsida; Rosales; Rosaceae
Source: RefSeq, a predicted model, not a curated record
AAUCUUUAAAUCUGGCUCUGUUCUCAUUAAAACAGAGAGAUUGAGGAGUCUGAUUACCAGGAAAGUUAGAGUUGAUAAGCUAUACUAGAAAUGUUUGUGCAUAAGAAUACUUAUUAUAGUAGAUGAUCGGAUCUAGUACAAAUUUGAAUGUAAUAUUUGUGUACCUCAGAUUACAUUAUAGUGUAGUAAACUUACAGGAGAGAUGAAUUAGGUUCUAGCAAUUUUGGCAGAAACUUAAUGUUGCCCCAGCUAGUUGAUGUACUUGUGGUUCAACAUGUACUGGAAAAAGGACAUCAUUUUAAGGAAGAUGUGAGUCUGAUGUCUGAUUUGGUCUGGAAGACAUCACUAAGAAUAUGGCCAAAUUUUGAACUUAGAGAUUGACACGUAAAGAUGAAAAUUCGUUGAUAUGGUUACCUUCUGUCCUGAUUAUAGGAUGCAUGAAGUUAAUUUACUUGGGUAAAAGCUAACUUCACUUUUUUGUUCGUUCUAAAAUAAAUUGCAGGAUGGGCAACAGGUUUGUCUGCUGGUGAAGGAGAUUCGAGUUUGGACUUUUCUUUCUUUAGAGUAGAUAUUGUUCUCACUGACGCGGGUCAUGAGCACAUGCAAGACAUCGUAGGCUUGCUUUUCAAAUACAUUUCCCUCUUACAGCAGUCGGGCAUCUGCAAAUGGAUUUUCGAUGAGCUUUCUGCUGUUUGCGAGACAAAGUUUCAUUAUCAGGACAAAAUUCAGCCAAUUAAUUAUGUGGUCAGCAUUUCGCCAAAUAUGCAGAAAUAUCCCCCAAAAGAUUGGCUAGUGAGAUCAUCCUUGCCUUCUAACUUCAGUACAGAUAUUAUCCAAAUGGUGCUGAACAAGUUGUCUCCAAACAAUGUUAGAAUUUUCUGGGAAUCAAAGAAAUUUGAAGGUCAAACUAACAUGGUUGAGCCAUGGUAUGGAACUGCUUAUUCCAUCGAGAGAAUUACGGGCUCCAUGAUACAG